AUGCACUGCAACACCUUCUCCGACGCCGUCUUCCCCGGCUGCUACUGGGGCAGCUACGGCUACCCCCUGGGGUACAGCGUGGGCUGCGGCUUCGGCAGCACCUACUCCCCGGUGGGCUACGGCCUGGGCUACGGCUACAAUGGCUGCGGGGUGUACAACUUCAGAAGAUACUGGCCAUAUGCUCUGUACUGA
Otolemur garnettii (small-eared galago) is the source of this 192-nucleotide messenger RNA. RefSeq names its product keratin-associated protein 8-1. Bases 1 to 192 code for a protein of 63 amino acids. The record is from RefSeq and is a predicted model, not a curated record. NCBI's taxonomy places the organism in Eukaryota, Metazoa, Chordata, Mammalia, Primates, Galagidae. The transcript has a single exon.